Paramecium tetraurelia is the source of this 1206-nucleotide messenger RNA. RefSeq lists its product as uncharacterized. The record is from RefSeq and is a predicted model, not a curated record. Gene Ontology annotation, biological process: peptidyl-serine phosphorylation; endocytosis; signal transduction. Gene Ontology annotation, cellular component: nucleus; cytoplasm. Gene Ontology annotation, molecular function: ATP binding; protein serine/threonine kinase activity. NCBI's taxonomy places the organism in Eukaryota, Ciliophora, Oligohymenophorea, Peniculida, Parameciidae. The transcript has 3 exons.
AUGAAUUACAUUAACAAUCAAUAUCAGCUGAUAAAGAAAUUAUCAGCCGGUAGUUAUGGAGUAGUGUAUGAAGGCGAGAAUAUUCAAAAUAAGAGUUUUGUUGCAAUAAAAAUAGAGAAGAAGGACAAACCACUUACUUUGGAAAGGGAAGUCUAGGCCUUAUCUCGAUUGUAAAAAAUAACAGGAAUCCCUUAAAUUUAUUGGAAUGGAACUCACAAUGGACAAAAUAUUCUUGUUAUGCAGUUGCUAUCUAAGGAUUUGGGAUACUAUUUAAAAGAGUAUCGAAAAUUCAGUCUUAAAACAGUCUUAAUGAUUGCAGAUCAAUUACUCUUAACCCUAAAGAAUAUUCAUUCGAAAUCCAUUUUGCACAGGGAUUUGAAACCUGAAAAUCUUAUGUAUCAUUAGAGAUAAGUUUACAUUGUGGAUUUCGGCAUUAGCAAGAUGUACAGAGAUAGUAAUCAAAAGCAUAUUCCUUUUAGAGAUGGUCGACCAUUUGUAGGAACUACUCGAUAUGCUCCUAUAGCUGCUCAUAAAGGUCAUGAAUUGAGUAGAAAAGAUGAUCUCGAAACAUUAAUCUACAUUCUAGUUCUAUUUCUGAAAGGAGUUCUACCAUGGCAAAACUAGAUACUUUAAAAUAACAAAGAGAAAUAGAAAUUGAUUGGGGAGAAGAAGAUUAAGUUGAGUUCUACUGAAAUUUGUUAGGACUUGCCAAUAGAGUUUCAAAAAGCUUUAGAGUAAAUAAAAUGUGUCUAUUUAAGUCAUAUAAAGAGUCUCGGUUUCUCUGUUGAACCUGAUUAUGAUUAUUUAAUAAAUUUGUUUAGGAAACUUGGCUAAAGACAUGGAUUUGAGUAUGAUAAUUUAUUUGACUGGUGUAAGGAAGAAGAGAUAAUUGCUCAGGCUAAAAUGACACAAUAGAGUGAGAAAAUAUAGCAGUUUUCACUCAAAUGGUAAAUAUAACAAAUAAGAUGUAUUAGUUAAUCUCUGUAAAUACCUUCUACAAUGGAAUGUCUAGAAAAAAAAGUAUCAUCUAUUUCAAACAUCAUAUAAAAUCCUAUGUAGAUUUCAUAAAGUGCAGUUAUAGUUGAGAUCAAUUCUGAAGGAACUCUUUCAGAUGAUAGCACAAAUUACCUUUAUAAUAAUUAUUAACAAUUAGAAAACUUUUCAAAUUUGUAUAAAAAUCAUCUCCAGAUUAUGAAGGAAAAAUGA